AUUGAUCACAGUCUAACUUUCUCUUUAGCUCAUUGUUGUCAUGAAGACAACAACAAGUGUUGCCAUGAACGUCGUUUGGUAGAUGGGAAUCAGUCUCAAUAGUCAUGGCGUCCAGUGUUUGUAAUGUUUACUUACGUUUCGUGUUGUUGAGUUACAGCGACUUUUUGGGAAAAUAUUAAAUCGUUAUUAUGGAAAUAUAAAUGCUGUAAUUAUGUGGUUCACGUAUGCAAAAUAUUUGAGUGCAACCUACAAAUACUUGACGUUCCAGUUGGCAGGAGUCUCAUCAAGACAUUAGUGAAUAGUUAAGGACAUGAAUAUUCUCUUCUGCGUUGUAGUGAAGUUGAAGAAAGGAUGAUGGCGAAUCGUAUACUGCCGUUGGAAAUUCGGGGUUUUUCCAGGGGCAAUGCAGAGCUUUUGCGACCACUACCAGAAAAGCCAGAAGAAGAUCUUCCUUCAAAUUAUGUUCAGACUGUUCGAGAUGCUCUUGGCAGUUUAUAUUUGUCUGAAGAAGGGGAAAGUGGUUUAUCAACACCUGUAAAUGAAACAUAUCGAACUGAUGCAUCUGACAGCAGUUUCCCAUCAGAAUCAAGUCACGAUUGGUCAACAACUACUGGUACAUUAACUGGUCGCAGUAGUGUAUAUUCAUGGGCAAAUGACAAUGAGUUUGACAGAAAAGCAGCAACAUCAGUACAGAGAAUGUUUGAAGAAAUAGAAAAUAUGUUAUAUGAAGGAAAGCAGUUUGAUGGUGGUCAUUUACUAAUGGCAGAGUGUGAAGAAUGGUAUCAUAGAUUUCCACAUUUACGGAUCCGUGGCAUCCAGUUGUUGCCAUCACAAGAAAGUGGAACAGAGGUUGUUGCUUUAGAUGAUGAUGAUCCAAGAGUUUACAAUAACAGACCCCACACAACUAUAGUUGACAUGGAAAUGGAGGACUGUGCUGCUUACCAACAGGAUUUUCAGGAACUGGCUGUCCAAGGGACAAAAGCUCAAAUUUUUUAUCAGGAAGAUGAUAUUUUGCAACCAGAAGUUGUUGAAGAGAUAUUUGCUCAAGAUGGAUGUGUAGAGGAAUUCUAUGCUUGUGAUGAAUGUUUAAGCUCUGAUGAUUUCAAAAAACAAAGACUCUCGAACCAUCAACAACGUCAUUCAGGCUUUCCACCAAUCACACCAAGUGCAGUUGCCACGGAUACUAUACUGAGUCAAAUGUUUGAUCAAAUCUGGGGAGAGAUUGUUCUGUGGUUACGAGGCUUGCUUACUCAUUAUUUAGAAAACUAUCAUCCUGUGCAUUCUGAAAAGCAAUCAGACUUCCUCAAAGAAUCAACAGCUAUUGAUACGAGACAAAUAUCGCAUGAUAACUGUCGCUUAAAGUGUGGUAUUCAAUCUGAUGAUCUUGGUAGUUUGAACAAUUUAAUGACAAUAAGAUCACUGCCAUUGCAGCAGAGAACCGCAGUUUGUGAGGGUCGCGAAAAUACGCCUCUUUGUCAGAUUCGUCCAGGUUCAAGUGGCGUGAUCAUGUCAAAACAUCAACGAAUACUGCACUGGCGAAACUCGGAACAAACUUUAAACUCAAGAUUAUCAUCAGCAAGAAUCCUAAGAAGAAAUCCUUCAAUACGACUUCAACCUAUAGAUCGAUCAAAAACACCCGCUAUUCAGAUUGAGAAUGAUGUAAUUUGUGAAGGUGUGCGAGGAACAAAACUUGUCCCUGGAAAUGAUUAUCUAUCUUUACCAACGUCAACUUCUCCCCAACUAUGGGGUUCUAGGAAUGGAACUUUACCACCAAUCGACAAGACAGAAGGAUUGGACAAUAGUUCUCGUGAAAAUGGGAAAAGCAAAGUCCAUUUUUGCCUUCGUGCAGCUAGUGCAGCUUUGAACGAGUCAAGAAAAUCGAUGAAAGAAAGAAGUUUAAUAAAAGAUUCAAGACCAAACACUACUCAUUCGUUUCGACCGCCAGAUGGCUCAUCCACUCGCCGUUAUUCUACUCCUUUGGGCUCUAUAACCGCUAGAAACAAUCAACUACGUCCUGCAGGCUCGUUUGGAUAUACUGGACAAAGUAUGAUGACUGGGAUCACAGGUGUUAGCAUGCCUAUAUCCAACUCUCAUCCCUCGACAGACCAUGUUGUCCAUGGACAUUCACAUAAGCAAAAUAAUUGUUUGAAAGAUGAUGAUUUGGCGGGAGAAACGGACAAUUUUGAUGACUCUUUAAUGUGUGGUCAUCAUCAACCUUCAGGGCCAAUCAAUAAUCGUAAAAUACGUCAUAACUCUUCAAUAAGGUAACACUGAAAUGGAUUUUUACCUUUAAAUGGCUUAUCAGUCACGAAAAAAUAUCAAGAUUAAUAAUUCGCCAUGCUAUGUGGUAUAUUCUGCGACACUAUGUAUUUUGAUGUUGCACUGAGAAUGAAUUUACUUUUACUUUAAUGGCACCGAGGUAUUUCGCAAAAUUCCAGUGCUUGCAUGUGUUGCUUUUAAAAACAGCCGCAAAACUACGGUCUUGUAAAUUUUAGAUUGAGUCUGUUGAUUAUUCGACAGAAAGAAGAUGUAAAUCAUGUUAAAUAAAACAUACCAUCGAACAGUUUAAA
This is a messenger RNA of Xenia sp. Carnegie-2017, 2570 nucleotides long. RefSeq names its product protein FAM149B1-like. NCBI's taxonomy places the organism in Eukaryota, Metazoa, Cnidaria, Anthozoa, Malacalcyonacea, Xeniidae. The record is from RefSeq and is a predicted model, not a curated record.